UGGCAACUUUGAAUAUUCCAAAUAUGGGAGUGAGUUCAGAAAGCCCAGGGCGCCUGUCAGACCUCUGUAUGCAAACACACUAGGUAGAAAGGCAAAGAAACAUAUGGAGAGACUUUGAGACUACAGUAAAGCAGGUUCAUUGUUCAGCUUUGUUUGUGUUGUGCUCUGAAAUGAUGUGGCAUGUGCACUUUGAAACUAUGACAGGACACAGCACAGUCAACAGCGCAUAUGGAAAACAUCUCAAAUAGACACCUUUUACUUUAAGUUUAUCCGGCGCUGUGUCUCAUGAUGGAGCCCAGAGGGCAAGGCUGGCAUACGCCAGGCUAUCAGUACCAGUCUAGUAACAGAGACGACCACUACAGAUCCUCCCACCAAACACCGUAUUACUACCCACCUACAGACCCGAGAGGGAGAGAAAGACAGUGGCCCCAUGUGGAUCCUCACUAUGGAAGCUACAUGGCCAGUCCUCCUCCUAAACCAGAGUAUAUUCCUGGAUAUAGUAGUGCUUAUGCAUCAAACCAGCCAUUACACUUCAGACCUCACUCCAGGCAGGAAUAUGACUACCCCGCGUCCAGCUACUGGCCCUACAGAGACGACUACGGCUAUUAUGAUUAUCAUGGUUAUCACAGAUCACAAUACAGCUCCCCAGAUGGUGGUGGCUGGAGAACAGAGGGGUAUCAGGGCAGAGGACUGCAGCAGGAGUCAGCAAGCGCUUCAUACUUCGAUCAGCAGGGCUAUAGCCAUAGAACAGACAGUCAUUAUGACCAUGGUGUCUCAGAGAGACAGCACAGAGAAAGUAUGGAAAAUGGAGAUGGAACCGGAGAGGUGUAUGAUAGUGGAGCUCUUGCCAACUCUAAAGCUUCAGGUCUGUCCUCGAGCAGCUAUGAGCUCAGCCAGUACAUCAGUGGUGCUGAACUGAGUGAGCCUGAGCUCAUAUCUCACACAGAUGCUGUACCCAUGGAGGUGGCUCCACUGAAGUUCUGCAUCCCUCAUGUGGCAGUCAGCUUUGGGCCUUCAGGUCAGCUGGUAUGGGUCAGUCCAGCUCUUGCCUCUGAGGGAGAGCCUGCUCAAGUGGAACUCCACAGUCUGGAGGUCAUUCUCUGUGACACACAUGAACAGCAGGAUAUGAGAGAUUUCCCUGGACCACUGGCUAGGGAGGAUUUGCAUAAGGUGGAUGCCAUUAAUUUUGCCCUCCAAAUGUCAGAGAAAUGUCUGAAGGAUGAGAAAUUAGAAGAUGCCACUUCUGCUGCCCUCUUGUGGCAUCUACUAAUCUUGCUGUGCAGACAGAAUGGAAGAAUCAUGGGUUCAGAUGUUGCAGAACUGUUGAUGAGGGACUCCAGUUCUUUGGGUGCGUGUGGGGUCUCUGGUGAUGAAGAUGGAGAAACUCUCAUUGAUCUGAGUGAAACACCCACAUCAGAAAAAGGGACCCUCAACUUUGCCGACCUCCUGACUGGAUAUCCUCCAACUGACAAAGAGGCUGCAGAGCAAAACCUUCAGAGAUACACAAAACUAUUGCUGUCUGGCAGAAAGAAGGUUAAUGCUUUUAUUGAAAUGUAUUCCUGGAGUAGUGAGAAGUGGGGAGACUGGCGACCACACUUGGCUGUUUUGCUGUCCAAUGAGACAGGAGACCCCUUUAUACAUCACAGGUCCAUCAUCACCAUGGGUGAUACCCUAGCCUCAAGGGAUAUGCUGUAUGCCUCCCAGAUCUGCUACCUCACCGCUCAAUGUCCCUUUGGCUGGUACACAAACAGAUCAGAACGCCUUGUGCUUCUGGGCAGCAAGCAAAGUGUUCUGUUUUCCAAGUUCUGUCACAACUCUGCCAUUCGCUGUACUGAACUCUUUGAGUACUGCCAGAGGCUUGGAAAUGCUGAAUUUAUCGUUCCUGCUUUUCAGGUGUAUAAAUUCCUAUAUGCAUGCCGGUUGUUGGACUGUGGUCUGGCUUCUCAGGCUUUCCACUACUGUGAGGUGGUGGCAAAAGCUCUGCUCAAGAUAGAGGAACCCCAUGUGGUGUUGCAGGGAGAGCUUAUUAAAUUGGUGGACAGACUGAAGUUCUCCGAGGCACAGCUCAGUGACACAGGUCAGCCUUUCCUGGAUCCCGACUGGCUGGUGCAGAUUCGCUGCAGACGCCAGGCCAUGCUGGAGGGGAGCUACUGUAAUGAAACAUAUCAGUCACCAGUUGGGGAGACUACUUGGAGUCAUGAGGAGAGCAACGCGUGUUCAGAUUUUACAGAAGGCUUCCAGACAGAUGCCGUUAACCACACUAGCACUGAAAACGAAACCUCAAACCCACCUCAAUCCAUGAUACCUAACACUGAUGCCGGGUUUCAGGAGUCUUACUCUACAGUGAGCCACUCUUACUCUUCUGAAGAACAGGCUCCUAAGACCGUGGCCCCAGUGCCACUGUACCCGACCCAGCAGCCAAUGACGCUGCACCCAGUCUUCCCUAUGGAAAUGUCUGGGCCUCCACAAGUUUCAAUGGACCAAAGCCACUCUAAUCUUGAUAGCAGCAGUAAAAAUGAUAACUUUUACACUGCUGCUUCUACUUUUCCUACAAGAAGCUACAAUGAUACAGAUGGUGACUUUUCUGCUGGUGCAAUAAUGGGUGCUGCUGAAAACGACGCUAUGGUUGGUAGUGUUAAUCAGUCCGGGACAAUUCCUUAUCAGGACAACCAGAGAGAGUCCAGCACACAAUCAGCAAAGCCCUCUAAGCCUGGAUGGUUCAGUGGCUGGUUCAAGUCUAAGCCUAAAGAAGACCCAAAAGAACAAAUCCCAGAACCCAAACCCACCACUAGGGAAUCAACAGCCAACUUUCCUUUCCCUUCUCCUCCUCCACUCAUCCCAAAGGCAUCACAGCCCCAACUCAGUGGGAUCAAUCCUUUUUCUAGGAGCGCUGGACAAAAAUUGUCUGGGACAAUGAGUCAGAAUCAAGGGUCCAUUUCACAGGGUCCCUAAUGAAGGUUCGUAAUUGAGGAAUAAUCACCAAAUGAGGAACUCGGGGAUGGACUUUCAGCCUCGUGACUAGUGUUCACGUGACCAAGUGAUUCCUUAGGCACACCCCUUCAGUUCCAGUAGAGGAGGUCAGAGGGGCCUGUGUAUCUUUAUAUACAGUAACACCUGUGGUUACAGAAAUACACUGAGGACAUAGAGUUCUUGAAAUAAUCUGUUAAGGGUUUGGUGCCCAGUCUUCUUUGAAUGAAGACACUGAACAGCUGAGGCACAGCUCCCCGUGCUGACUCUAGGGAUUUGUGUCAUUCCCUUUGGGAACGGGGACAUGAUGGAAAUGGGUGCUGAGCAAAGGUGCUGUGACCUAUGGAAACAUGAACUUAAGACAUCUCCUCAGCUGGCAAUGUCAGUAAAUUGUAUAACAUGUAACACUUCCAUCCCUCAUCCCACCUCCCCACAUGCAAAAUGAUUUUAAUAAUUUAAGUGGCUUUCACAAUUCAAAUGUUUAAGAUAUGGCGCCGGAGAGUAGUGAAAAUGUGGGAAAUGUUGUAAUUGUACAGGUGGUCCCUUUGGGUCACAGCCUUGAUUUAUUCCAGAGGAAGAGAUA
Molecule: messenger RNA, 3550 nt
Organism: Sinocyclocheilus rhinocerous
Lineage: Eukaryota; Metazoa; Chordata; Actinopteri; Cypriniformes; Cyprinidae
Gene: sec16b
Product: SEC16 homolog B, endoplasmic reticulum export factor
Exons: 24
Coding region: 286-2952 (888 amino acids)
Biological process (GO): Golgi organization
Cellular component (GO): endoplasmic reticulum exit site; ER to Golgi transport vesicle membrane
Source: RefSeq, a predicted model, not a curated record